UGUGAUUUUUUAUAAGUAAGGAAAAUAAGAAAUAUGAAGUUAUAAAGUCAGUGUGUAAAUAAUGAGUUAGAAGUUUUAUUCGAGUGAAAUAAAUGAAAUGAGGUUUUGAAGAUGGAGAUGUUGGGCUGCACUGAGGGAGCUUUUCUCCACGUGGCUGUAGAUCCUGAAGCCUGUUUUUUCUCCAAGCUGUAAUCUGAGAGCUGGUGUCCACCUCCUCCACACAUCUGCACUCCUCCAUCCCUCAUCCCUCCAUCUUCAGCUUCAGCUUCACUCCUCCAACAUGGAGGCUCUGGGUGGAUAUCCGAGCAAACCUCCGAGCUCCAGAGCCCGGGUCGUGUCCCUCAUCCUCACCAUGACUCUGUGCAUCACCUCGCUUUAUCUCCUGCAUGCAAAGCUCUUCAGGAACCGCAAACACGUGGACUUCUACUCUUUCCAAGUCAAAGACACCAAAGGCAGAAGCGUCUCACUGGACAAAUAUCGGGGGAAAGUGUCUCUGGUUGUAAACGUGGCGAGUCACAGUGAACAGACUGAACAGAAUUACAGAGACCUGCAGGAGCUGCACCGGGCUCUCGGGUCGACUCACUUCACCGUGUUGGCCUUCCCAUGUGCACAGUACGGAGACACAGAACCAGGGAUGGGCCGAGAUGCAGAGGCUUUUGCCAGGUCCAACUAUGCUGUCACUUUCCCAUUCUUCAACAUGAUAAAAAUCAUGGGGUCAGAGGCGGAGCCAGCCUUCAGAUUCCUCACAGAUUCGGUUCGACAAAUACCAAAGUGGAACUUCUGGAAGUUUCUGGUGAGUGCUGAGGGUCAGGUCCUGCGGGUGUGGAAGCCGGAGGAGCCGAUGGAGGAAAUCAGGAAGGAAGUGACGGCUCUCGUACGGGAAAUCAUACUGAAGAAGAGACAUGAGCUCUGAGAGAGGUCCUGUAUGCUGAGGUGGAAAAGUUCUGAGGGUUCUGAGAGGAUCAAUGCCUCAGUGUGGCGCUGGAACAGCACAGAGAACUUUACAUGUGGUAAUGAAGAGUGUGUGUGUGUGUGUGUGUGUGUGUGUGUGUGUGUGUUUGAAAGGUGAAUUUGUGAAAUCUCAGGGCGUUCGCUGUGACCAACCACAUCCGCCAAUCACAAUAUUUCUAAAUGUCACAUAUUUAAUGCAAUUUCUGUUCAUUUGUCAGUUUCAUCUCGACUUUUAAUGAAUGCACAACCACUUUGAUCAGAGAUUUCAGUUUGUUAAUAAAAGAAAUAGAUGAAAAAUAUUAGAAUGUCAUUGCAGUAAAAUAUUUGUAAAAAAAAAAAAAUUUACACAUCCAACAAAGUUUACAUGUCAUAAAAUGCUCGAACAGCUGAAAUCACAGUGCUAAUGGGCGUGGCCUAUUACAAAACCUAAAAAUUGUGACAUCAUUGAAUAAACAGUGUAUUUUGUUUA
Pangasianodon hypophthalmus (striped catfish) is the source of this 1420-nucleotide messenger RNA. It is a transcript of the gene gpx8, whose product is annotated as glutathione peroxidase 8 (putative). The record is from RefSeq and is a predicted model, not a curated record. Gene Ontology annotation, molecular function: glutathione peroxidase activity. Lineage: Eukaryota; Metazoa; Chordata; Actinopteri; Siluriformes; Pangasiidae. Bases 281 to 913 code for a protein of 210 amino acids. Gene Ontology annotation, biological process: response to oxidative stress. The transcript has 3 exons.